AUGGCUAUAUCAACAACAACAAUAUUAGAUCUCAACGACGAAUGCUUAACAGCUAUCUUCGAACAACUAAAGGGAAUGAGGGCGAAGCGGAAUUUUUCACGUGCCUGCGACAGAUUUGCAAAAAUUUAUUGUAACUACUAUAUACAUCAAUUAAUUGUCGAAGAUUGUGAAGCGUAUUUUUUCGAUAGUCGUUUAGUCACAAAAUUUGGCCAUUUAAUCGGAACUCAUAUGUUCCCAAUGCCGAAUCUUAAAAGCAUUAAAUUCGAUGAUACAUUUGCGCUGUUCUUCACCGAAAGAUUCUUUCGGGCGCUCAAACGAGAUCAUCAAACUAUAGAAAGCGUCGAGCUGCACGGCUUCGCAGAUAAAGACUUACAAAACCUGUUGCCUUUGCCCAACCUAAAGCGUCUACAUUUAAACUUCAGUCACGUAACUGGCAGCUACAUAGACCAAAUGAGUAACCUCAAGGAAUUAAUUAUCGAUAAUGUACACGAUUUCGAAUCCAGACAUUUGGUUAGCAUUCUUAAGCGAAAUAAGUUACAAAAACUGGUGGUACGCGCUUGUCCCUAUGUGUUCGCCAAAAUUGAUGCUUUGGAGAUGGCACAAAAUUUAAAUUAUUUACAAGAAUUAGAAGCGAACUGGCAUGAAAUACGCAAAUGGCAAUCAAUAGGCGACCUGCCGUGCCUAAAAGUGUUAAUUAUCAAUAAAUUCAAAACAUUACAAUGUCGCAGGUGUCGGAAAAUCGAACGUGGCGAUGCCAUGCUACCCGCCACUGGCUACUAUUAUGGCAUAUGUGAGUGCGGCUUGUAUGAGGCGAGAGAGUUAUUCAAAGGCUUACGUAAAAAGCAUAUUUUGGAAAAAUUAAUUUUUCUCGGCUCACGCAUAACAACCAGAGAUCUCACCUUCAUAUCGAAAUUAACCAGCUUAAAGACACUUUACAUGGGCGUAGAUAAUGUGCCGCUCUACGUUUCGAUAGCGAUGUUUAAUCGUUUAAGCGAGCUGGAAGAAAUAGAUAUAGGUUAUUCGUGGAAAUUGCCAAUCGAAGCUUUGGACUUUUUGAUGAAGUGCCAAAAACUGAAAUAUGUAAAUUUUGGCAAUUCGCAAGGUUUCCCUGAACAAUUUAUUUUGGAGGCAAUCGAAGUGAUUAAGCGUAGAGAAGUGCCACCUGUCAAACCGGUAAGGUUGCAGUUCAUGAAUCCGGACUUUUCUACAGAAUUCCUUGAGGAUGAACGUGUGAUAGCAGCCAAACCUUUCCUGCAAAUUGAGCAUUUCCAGACGGUAGAAAUGACAAGACGCCUCUACAAUUACAUAUAUUAUUUUUGAUGGACUUUUGUUAAACACAGCGUGAUCGUUAGUAUUACCGUUAGCUUGAUUUAUGUA
Messenger RNA from Bactrocera tryoni, 1377 nucleotides. RefSeq lists its product as uncharacterized. The record is from RefSeq and is a predicted model, not a curated record. The transcript is spliced from 3 exons. Bases 1 to 1320 code for a protein of 439 amino acids. Lineage: Eukaryota; Metazoa; Arthropoda; Insecta; Diptera; Tephritidae.